Messenger RNA from Abrus precatorius (Indian licorice), 2994 nucleotides. Its product is annotated as DNA repair protein RAD16-like. The record is from RefSeq and is a predicted model, not a curated record. Lineage: Eukaryota; Viridiplantae; Streptophyta; Magnoliopsida; Fabales; Fabaceae. Gene Ontology annotation, molecular function: ATP binding; ATP-dependent chromatin remodeler activity. Bases 1 to 2751 code for a protein of 916 amino acids. The transcript has 17 exons.
AUGGAACUUCGUUCUCGUCGGCGCCUUUUCAAUGCCACUGUUUCUGGGAAGGAGCAGCAGUCUAGGGACGAUGUCGUGACGGAAGUUGAAAAUAAUGGCCUAUGUGGGAACAAUAAAGAUAAAGAUGUUUGUGCUAUAUCUUCUGAUUUAGAUUCUAAUUCUGAUUCGGGUUCUGAUUUUGAAGAUGAAGAAUUUGGUGGGAAAUUCCUAACUGACUUGAAUGAAGAACCAACUUCAAGCAUUAGUGUUUCUAGUGGUGAAGAUAGCACUUCUGAUUCAUCUGACAGUGGCAAGCCUUCAUCCAAAAGGGGAAAGGCGCAGUCCAGAAAGAAGAGAAAAAGUUUCAAUUCAGAAAAUGGAGAACUGGGUGAUGUAAAUAGAGAGGUGGAGCACAGAGAUAAUGAUGAAUACUCAAUGGGUCUGCAACAAUCAGUUACGUUUGUUUUGGGGGAAACAGAAAAGAAAAAAAAUACAAAAAAGGCAAGAAAAAAAAACUAUCGACCAGUGUUGUUGUGGAAUGCAUGGGAAGAGGAACAAGAACGAUGGAUUGAUGAGAAUAUAUCAGAAAAUGUUGACUUAGAUAAUCAGAGUGAAGUACUGAAUGAAACUGCUGAGGCAUCCUCUGAUCUGACCAUGCCUUUACUUAGAUACCAAAAGGAAUGGUUAGCCUGGGCUUUGAAACAGGAAAAUUCUGCAAGUAGAGGUGGAAUACUUGCUGAUGAAAUGGGGAUGGGGAAGACUAUUCAAGCAAUUGCCCUUGUCCUUUCCAAACGUGAACUCCAACAAAGGAAUUUGUUGCCUGUGAUCAAAGGAACACUUGUCAUUUGUCCUGUGGUUGCUGUCACUCAGUGGGUUAGUGAGAUUGACCGCUUUACUUCAAAAGGAAGCACCAAGGUGCUGGUUUAUCAUGGGGCUAAGAGAGGAAGGAAUGUGGAGCAGUUCUUGGAUUAUGAUUUUGUGAUAACUACAUACUCUGUUGUUGAGUCCGGAUACAGGAGGCAUAUGAUGCCUCCUAAAGAGAGAUGUCCGUAUUGUAGAAAAUUAUUUUUGCAGCGCAAGUUGUUGUAUCAUCAGAACUAUUUUUGUGGACCUCAUGCUGUUAGAACAGAAAGACAAUCAAAGCAAGUUAAGAAAAAGAAAAGUGAAAAUACUAAAGGAAAGAUCAAGGAAUGUGACAAUAACAAAAUGUCAAAGCAUUGGAGUGAAAAAUUGGAAGAGGAUUUUGACAAGAAAAACGACGAAAUACACAAGAAAAUAGAAGAUUCAGAUGCUGUAUAUAGCGAUACAUCACUUCUACAUGCUGUCAAGUGGCAUCGGAUCAUAUUGGAUGAGGCACACUAUAUAAAAUCUAGACAUUCUAACACUGCUAAAGCAGUUCUUGCUUUAGAGUCUUCCUACAAAUGGGCAUUAAGUGGAACUCCCCUUCAGAACCGAGUAGGAGAGCUGUAUUCUCUGAUACGAUUCCUGCGAAUAACUCCUUAUUCCUAUUACUUAUGCAAGGACUGUGAUUGCAAGAUUCUUGAUCAUAGUUCUAAAGAAUGUUCGAACUGCACCCACAGUUCUGUGAGACAUUUCUGUUGGUGGAAUAAAUAUGUUGCCACACCAAUGCAAUCGUUUGGAAAUAAUGAUCGUGGGCAAAGAGCUAUGAUAUUGCUUAAGCAUAAAGUUUUGAAGAACAUAGUGCUAAGGCGCACUAAAAUAGGCAGAGCUACUGAUCUUGCACUUCCACCUAGAAUUGUUACAUUGAGAAGGGAUUGCCUGGAUAUUAAAGAGCAAGACUAUUAUGAAUCAUUAUAUAAUGAAAGUCAGGCACAGUUCAAUACAUACGUCGAGGCUAAUACUCUGAUGAAUAAUUAUGCUCAUAUAUUUGAUCUCCUCACACGGCUACGUCAGGCCGUCGAUCAUCCAUACCUUGUGGUUUAUUCUCAUACUGCGGUGUUAAGAAGUGAAAAUGUGAUAAGUAAUUCUACUGUUGAACAAGUAUGUGGCAUUUGCCAUGAACCAGUAGAAGAUCCUGUGGUUACCUCUUGUGAGCAUAUAUUUUGCAAGACAUGCUUGUUAGACUUCUCUGCUUCCUUGGGACAAGUGUCAUGCCCUUCUUGCUGUAAAUUACUUACAGUUGAUUUAACAUCCAACAAGGAAGUUGGGGAUCAUGCUAAUAAAACAACAAUUAAGGGUUUCAGAUCCUCAAGCAUUUUAAAUAGAAUUCGGCUUGAGAACUUUCAGACAAGCACUAAAAUAGAGGCUUUGAGAGAAGAAAUAAGAUUCAUGAUUGAAAGGGAUGGUUCUGCCAAAGGAAUUGUUUUUAGUCAGUUCACAUCAUUCUUGGAUCUCAUAAACUACUCUUUGCACAAGUCUGGAGUAUCUUGUGUUCAGUUGAAUGGAAGCAUGUCAUUGGCUGCUCGGGAUGCUGCCAUUAAGAGGUUCACCAAUGAUCCAGACUGCAAAAUUUUUCUCAUGAGCUUGAAGGCUGGAGGUGUUGCACUCAAUUUGACAGUAGCUUCACAUGUCUUCCUUAUGGACCCUUGGUGGAACCCGGCGGUGGAGCGUCAGGCUCAAGACAGAAUUCACCGAAUAGGGCAAUAUAAACCUAUAAGAAUUGUGAGGUUUGUUAUUGAGAACACAAUCGAGGAGAGAAUUUUGAAACUGCAAGAGAAGAAGGAAUUAGUGUUUGAAGGGACUAUAGGUGGCUCUUCUGACGCUUUGGGGAAAUUGACGGAGGCAGACUUGAGAUUUUUAUUUGUUACCUAAGCAGGCUUGUUAGCUCGACAUGAAAUUUUGUGGACGCUUGUCAUUCAUUUUGCGGAACUAUGUUUUUGACAGAAAUGCUUAGAGGUGUACAAGGAUGCGAUACAUCUAGUCCCAUUCCUUGAUAAUAUGUUUUGGCAACCAUCUGGCAAACAGUAACUGCAAUUGCUGCGCUGAUGCAUGUAGGCAAUUGGCACACUGUAGUUGCCUCUGCCCAUGAAUCUUGGCUCUUUCCCCUUGAAUUUA